This is a messenger RNA of Apis dorsata (giant honeybee), 573 nucleotides long. It is a transcript of the gene inc, whose product is annotated as BTB/POZ domain-containing protein KCTD5. The transcript is spliced from 2 exons. The record is from RefSeq and is a predicted model, not a curated record. NCBI's taxonomy places the organism in Eukaryota, Metazoa, Arthropoda, Insecta, Hymenoptera, Apidae. Gene Ontology annotation, molecular function: cullin family protein binding. Bases 54 to 566 code for a protein of 170 amino acids. Gene Ontology annotation, cellular component: cytoplasm; Cul3-RING ubiquitin ligase complex. Gene Ontology annotation, biological process: proteasome-mediated ubiquitin-dependent protein catabolic process; protein homooligomerization.
UGAUUCUAUCAAAGAAACCUAUGAACUGAAAGUGCUUAAGUUUCAAAGCAAACAUGGAGGAUUUCAGUGAUACGAAUUCACACGAGAUGACAGAAAAUCACAUUCAAAAACGGUGUAACAACCAGUGGGUUCGAUUAAAUGUUGGUGGUACAUAUUUUUUGACAGCAAAAACUACUUUAGCUAGAGAUCCCAAUUCAUUUCUUUACCGAUUAUGUCAAGAAGAUUCUGAGCUUAUCUCUGACAGGGAUGAAACUGGAGCAUAUUUAAUAGAUCGUGAUCCAACAUAUUUUAGUCCUGUUUUAAAUUACUUACGUCAUGGAAAAUUGGUUAUCAAUAAAGAUUUAACAGAAGAAGGUGUCUUAGAAGAAGCAGAAUUUUACAACAUUACAGAACUUAUUCGAUUAGUUAAAGAAAGAAUUAUAUUAAGAGAUACUAGACCAUUAAGAGAUUCAAAGAAACAUGUUUAUAGAGUCAUUCAAUGUCAUGAAGAUGAAUUAACUCAAAUGGUAUCAACAAUGUCUGAUGGAUGGAAGUUUGAGCAGGUAUUUUUUUUAUAUUUUUUUUAAACUAAAU